GUCAGGGACGGACUGACCAUUCCAGCACUUUGGCACUGCCCGAGGGCCCGGGGUCAGUAGGGGGCCCCAUGAAAUGCCCCUGGUACCUUUUUAAUAGGCUUUUUUGAGUGUUGGCAAGGACACAGGGGCCCCAUGAUCCCCUAUUGCCCAGGGGGCCCCAUGAGUCGUCAGUCCGCCUCUGCCCCCAGUCAUUGCUUUUGCAGCUUAAUGAGGAGCAAAUGUUUGAGGGGUAAUAACUGGCCCGGGGUCAGUAGGGGGCCCCAUAAGAUGCCCCUGGUACCUUUUUCAUAGGCUUUUUUUAGUUUUGGCAAGGACACAGGGGCCCCAUGAUCUCCUAUUGCCUGGGGGCCCCAU
This is a messenger RNA of Staurois parvus, 354 nucleotides long. The record is from the annotation of a GenBank genome assembly. Lineage: Eukaryota; Metazoa; Chordata; Amphibia; Anura; Ranidae.